Molecule: messenger RNA, 1746 nt
Organism: Alternaria burnsii
Lineage: Eukaryota; Fungi; Ascomycota; Dothideomycetes; Pleosporales; Pleosporaceae
Exons: 3
Coding region: 1-1746 (581 amino acids)
Molecular function (GO): oxidoreductase activity, acting on paired donors, with incorporation or reduction of molecular oxygen; monooxygenase activity; iron ion binding
Source: RefSeq, a predicted model, not a curated record
AUGAUUACAUAUUCCAAAUCUCACUUCUUGCUCUCUGAGUCGUCUCCAGAGUAUGCUGCGUUCGCUCUUGUUCUCGCGGCUGUGAGUUUUCUCAUAUACCGUUGGGCAUUGCCUAAACCCAUUCCUGGCAUUCCCUAUGACAAGAAAGUGGCGCGCAGUAUAUUCGGUAACUUGCCGGAACUCAUAUCCUGGCAGAAAGUCCAUGGCCGACCAAUCCUUUACAUGACAGAUUACUGUCGCCGCCUAAGCAGUCCACUGGCGCAAGUUUGGCUGGGUCCUCUCAGAAAGCCCGUAUUGGUGGUGACCGAUUUCACUGAGAUCGAAAACCUUACGCAGCGUAGGGCUAAAGAGUUCGGUCGAGGUCGGGACUUUACCCAGUCCUUCAGAUAUGUGGUACCGGAGUUUCAUGUUGCCCUGGAGAAAGAAGACCCAAAAUACAGCGCAAACAAGGAUUUGUUGAAGGAUACUAUGACACCAACAUUCCUGCAAAAUGUGUCUUCUCCACAGAUUUAUAUGAGAUCUAACAAUCUAGUAAGUUUGUGGAAGUUCAAGCAUGAACAUGCUCGUGGCCGGGCAUUUGACGCUUUCGAAGACAUAUUCAGCGCUGCUUCGGAUAUGAUCCUUGCGGCAGCUAUCGCAGUGAACGAUGAAAACAGCGCUAUUGUUCAACAGCUGAAAUAUCUCGAGUCGUUCGAGGGAGAACUUCCUCUGCAAUUCGAUGAGAGAUUCAACAGCGUUAUUUUCCCACACUUACCGAACCUUGCUCACAUCAAGGGCCUGGAGAGAUUGUCUCACCACAUCGGCGAACAGGUUCUUAGUGCGUUUCCAAACAUAAUGCACUAUUACCGUCUACUCAAAGAUAACGUAUUGCGUCAAUCUUACGCUUGGGUGAAAAGAUUCGAGGCUAUGGAAAUACAGAAAUCUGUCUCCCAUUUGGAAAACAAGACCAUAACAUCUGUCCUGGAUCAUAUGGUGAAGCGCGAGAGAAGAGCGGCGGAUAGUAAGGGUAUCAAACCGGAUUACUUCAGAAACGGUAUCUUCGACGAGUUAACUGGCUACUACCAAGCUGGCCAUGAAACUAGCGCGACAACUAUAACCUGGACUCUGAAAUUUCUUGCUCAGAAUCAGGAUUCUCAAGACAAAUUGCGCAACAAUUUACGUCAAUACCAUGCGGAAGCCUACCAGGCAGGUCGACAACCAACGAAGGAAGAGAUUGCAGGUGCCGAUAUCCCAUACCUCCACGCGAUUAUUGAGGAAACACUUCGAAUGCGACCGCCUUUUCCUGCUCUGAUGCGCUCUACUCUAGUUGAUACUGAGAUAAUGGGGUACAGAAUUCCGAAAGGAACUACCAUUCUCAUGCCGUCGAGUGGACCUGGAUUGGAUGAGCCGGCUAUACCUGUUCCAGAGGAUCUACGAACCAAGUCUGAUAUCACUAAAAGACGUCCUGACUGGUCGCCAGAAGACGUCCAUCUGUACAACCCAGGUAGAUGGUUGAAAUGGGACGAGGAAUUGGGGGAGACAAGAUUUGACCCUUCAGCUGGGCCUAUGCAGUCCUUUGGAUUUGGGCCCAGGCAAUGUUUUGGGAAGAGGUUGGCAUACAUACAGCUGCGGACGCUUGUCACCCUACUUUUCUGGAAUUUCAAGUUUGUAGAACUUGAUGGAGAAAUCGCGUCACUUCAAGGUCAUGAGUCGACUACACUCAUUCCAAACUACUGCUACGUUAAACUGGAGGAGUUAGCAGCCUAG